Molecule: messenger RNA, 944 nt
Organism: Antechinus flavipes (yellow-footed antechinus)
Lineage: Eukaryota; Metazoa; Chordata; Mammalia; Dasyuromorphia; Dasyuridae
Gene: RMP24
Product: chromosome 1 C18orf21 homolog
Exons: 5
Coding region: 111-776 (221 amino acids)
Source: RefSeq, a predicted model, not a curated record
CGGCCGCCGCAAGCCGGAAGUGAGCGCGUAGAGGGAGAUUGGAUUUACUUUUUCCCCUCUGACAAGCGUGGAGUUUGUUUUGCUCGUGUCCUGGGGUGGCGGCGGCAAUUAUGAAGAAAAAGAAUUUCCUCAAGGUGGCUGCUGAGAAGCUAAUGGAAACCUGCCCGGGCCAGGCUCGGUAUCUUCUCUGGAUGUACAAUUCCUCACACGAUGAAAAGACAGUUUCAGAAGGCCAGUGUCCAUAUUGUUACCAGUUUCUGGUGCUGGAUAGAUACAGAGUUCGCCUCAAGCCCAAGCCAAAAUUAACACCAAAAGUAAAGAAACUUCUUACUCGAGAAUCAAAAAAUUGUAGACUCACUUUUAAAGAAACAAAGAUUCUUCAAAAGUACUGGGACUCCAAAAGUAUUCUGUUGGUUACCUGCAAAGCAUGCAACAAAACAGUGAAGUAUGAUGGUAAAAGCAGAAGCUUUCUGGCAGAAAUGAAAAAUAAUCUUAGCACUCCCAAGAUCCAGUCUGGCCUGAAGACACCAGAUAUAGCAACUUCAGGAUCUACAAAGAAAAAGAAGAAAUCCUUCAGCCAUAAACCUGGCUCCCAAAACAAUAGUCCGGCAUUAAUUUUCAGAACACCUACAUCUGGACAAUCAACACCUGGUUCAGCCUCAAAAAGUCUCAGUAAAAUGAAGCAUCAUUUGUCUCAGCUGAAAAUGAUGCUUAAUAGUGAAGAAAGCCAAAAGACCCCAUCAAAGGACUUCAGAAAUUUCUUGUCCUCCCUCUAAGCAGUGAACAUGGUAACACUGGAAACAGUUGUUGAAGGAGGGAGGCCUGCUUUGUCCUCACAGCAGCAAAUAAUUAUCUUUCACAUCCUUUUCAGUACUUAGUAACUAGUGUUUCUGCAGUGCCUGGCACAUAGUAAGAAUUUAAUAAAUGUUUAUUUAAAUUAAUAA